Molecule: messenger RNA, 987 nt
Organism: Anguilla anguilla (European eel)
Lineage: Eukaryota; Metazoa; Chordata; Actinopteri; Anguilliformes; Anguillidae
Gene: csf3a
Product: colony stimulating factor 3 (granulocyte) a
Biological process (GO): immune response
Cellular component (GO): extracellular region
Molecular function (GO): cytokine activity
Source: RefSeq, a predicted model, not a curated record
GUGAGUUUUGAAAGGAAAGUCCCAAAUUGAGGUAUAAAUACGUUUCUACUCAAAACUAAUAUUCACUGGAGCCAGACAUAUCUUACCAUACAGACCACAGAUAACGCCACCAAACCACUACAUCUUGGAAUUUAGUAGGAUGAACGUUUACACCUUUUCCCUGCACUGUUAUCUGGUCGGAGCAGUCCUUGCCGCCCCACUAACGGAGUUCUCACUUAAAGACGGAGCACUUAUGGAACGCCCCGAUUUUCUCCGUGCUGUUGAACACAGUCAGAGUUUGGUCAACAAGAUCCUGAAAGAUAUACCCGACACGCACAAGUCCUGCGUCAGUUCUAAGAGUCUGACUCUUCACCCGACUCUUCAACCAAUCAGUGAGCCCAGUAACCUGCAGUUUAUGGAGGAUUCCCUGAAGAUCCCCCGAGCCCCUGUACUGAAGGGCCUGUCUGAUGAGUUCACGCUGGAAAUGUGUCUGAAGCACAUUUCAGAAGGGCUACAGAUGUACCAGGAUGUGCUAAGUACCCUCCACAAUCGAGUGUCCAACCCAGAGAAGAUGAAAGGGAUGCACGCUGACGUCAGAGACUUGCUGGCCCAGAUCACAAAGAUGCAGGAACUGUGCCGGUUCGAGACCGGGGUGAAGUACGGGGGCUCCGGCCUGGCCUCCCGCCUCAGCGGGGACUUCGAGGUGCAGGUGGCCGCCCACCUCUCCCUCCUGCAGCUGCAGGACUUCGGCCGGGACGUCUUCCGCAGCCUGCGCAACAUGACGCGAAGAGCCAGACCUGGACGAGUAGGCCCCCGGGCUGCCUGUGCGGUCGCAGAAGCGUAAUAAAUAGGCAUUUAGCAGACACUAUUUUCAAGAGUCCCCAAGUUUAAGUACCCUUACUCAAGGGUAUUGAUUGCCAGCGUCCCAUCUGAGAAUCAAAUCCGCAAGUGUCUGGCUUACAAAUGCAGUUCUCUAUCCAUUGCACUAUACUUCUGGCAAGUGGGGUG